AUGCUGUCCUCGAGAUUAUCACGGACUUUUUUGCCUCGCGCAGCUUCGGCGGCGCGUCGCACCCCCGCCUUCAGGGCUCCCGCCUUUGCGCGUGGAUAUGCCGAGGGCGGCGAGGAGAAGGUCAAGGGCUCGGUCAUUGGUAUCGAUUUGGGAACGACCAACUCGGCCGUUGCUGUCAUGGAGGGCAAGGUCCCUCGCAUCAUUGAGAACUCCGAAGGUGGUCGCACAACACCGUCCGUCGUUGGCUUCACAAAGGAAGGCGAGCGUCUCGUUGGUAUUGCCGCCAAGCGCCAGGCCGUCGUCAACCCCGAGAACACUCUUUUCGCUACCAAGCGUCUCAUCGGCCGAAAAUUCACCGAUAGCGAAGUCCAAAAGGACAUUCAGCAAGUUCCCUACAAGAUUGUCCAGCACAGCAACGGCGACGCAUGGCUCGAGGCUCAGGGCCAAAAGUACUCGCCCUCUCAGGUUGGUGGCUUCGUGCUCGGAAAGAUGAAGGAAACGGCCGAGUCCUACAUGGGCAAGACCGUCAAGAAUGCCGUCGUCACCGUCCCCGCUUACUUCAACGACUCCCAGCGUCAGGCCACCAAGGACGCUGGUCAAAUUGCCGGCCUCAAUGUCCUUCGUGUCGUCAACGAGCCCACCGCUGCCGCCCUCGCCUACGGUCUCGACAAGGCCACCGACAACGUCGUCGCCGUCUACGAUCUUGGUGGCGGUACCUUCGAUAUCUCCAUCCUUGAGAUCCAGUCGGGUGUCUUCGAGGUCAAAUCAACCAACGGUGACACACACCUUGGCGGCGAAGAUUUCGAUAUUACUCUUGUUCGCCACCUGGUGCAGCAGUUCAAGAAGGAGCAAGGAAUUGAUCUGAACAGCGACCGCAUGGCCAUUCAGCGCAUCCGUGAGGCUGCGGAGAAGGCCAAGAUUGAGCUUUCCUCGUCAUCGCAGACGGACAUCAACCUGCCCUUCAUCACUGCCGACGCGUCCGGUCCCAAGCACAUCAACACCAAGCUUACGCGCGCGCAGCUCGAGAAGAUGAUGGACCCGCUCAUCAGCAGGACCGUCGAGCCCGUCCGCAAGGCGCUCAAGGACGCCAACCUGCAGGCCAAGGACAUUUCCGAGGUUAUCCUGGUUGGUGGUAUGACGCGUAUGCCCAAGGUGUCCGAGUCGGUCAAGAGCAUCUUUGGCCGCGACCCUGCCAAGUCUGUCAACCCCGAUGAAGCCGUCGCGAUUGGUGCUGCUAUCCAGGGUGCCGUCCUUGCUGGUGAAGUCACUGACCUUCUCCUCCUCGAUGUCACGCCUCUUUCGCUCGGUAUCGAGACGCUCGGUGGUGUCUUCACGCGUUUGAUCAACCGCAACACCACGAUCCCCACCAAGAAGUCUCAAGUCUUCUCCACCGCGGCCGACUUCCAGAGCGCCGUGGAAAUCAAGGUCUACCAGGGUGAGCGUGAGCUUGUCCGUGACAACAAGCUCCUCGGAAACUUCCAGCUCGUCGGUAUCCCCCCUGCCCACCGCGGUGUGCCCCAGAUUGAGGUCACCUUCGACAUUGAUGCCGACUCCAUUGUUCACGUCCACGCCAAGGACAAGUCCACCAACAAGGAUCAGUCCAUCACCAUUGCCUCUGGAUCCGGUCUGUCCGAGGCUGAGAUUGAGAACAUGGUUCGUGACUCUGAGCAGUAUGCUGAGCAGGACAAGGAGCGCAAGAACGCUAUUGAGGCUGCCAACCGCGCUGACAGCGUCGUGAACGACACUGAGAAAGCCCUCAAGGAGUUUGAGGACCGCCUCGACAAGACCGAGGCCGAGAAGAUCAAGGAGAAGAUUGCGUCCAUGCGCGAGUUCAUCUCCCAGAGCCAAUCUGGCGAGGGCGGCGCCACCGCCGCUGAGAUCAAGGAGAAGACCGACGAGCUCCAGAACGCUUCCCUGAGCCUGUUUGACCAGAUGCACAAGGCCCGCUCUGAGAGCCAGAACCAGAGCGAGCAGCCACAGCAGCCUGAGGGCGAGGGCGAGAAGAAGCCUUGA
Messenger RNA from Plenodomus lingam JN3, 2013 nucleotides. RefSeq lists its product as uncharacterized. Gene Ontology annotation, molecular function: ATP binding; ATP-dependent protein folding chaperone. The record is from RefSeq and is a predicted model, not a curated record. Gene Ontology annotation, biological process: protein folding. NCBI's taxonomy places the organism in Eukaryota, Fungi, Ascomycota, Dothideomycetes, Pleosporales, Leptosphaeriaceae. Gene Ontology annotation, cellular component: mitochondrion; cytoplasm.